Messenger RNA from Drosophila erecta, 1227 nucleotides. Its product is annotated as UBX domain-containing protein 1. The record is from RefSeq and is a predicted model, not a curated record. The transcript is spliced from 3 exons. Gene Ontology annotation, molecular function: protein binding. Lineage: Eukaryota; Metazoa; Arthropoda; Insecta; Diptera; Drosophilidae. Bases 59 to 1054 code for a protein of 331 amino acids.
UAUUCAUAAAUAUACGAAAACUAAACUAUUCAUUUUUAGAAAUCAUCAAGCCAACGAUAUGAGUGAAGUACAGACCCUGAUGGAUAUGGGUUUCCCUCGGGAACGUGUGGAGUAUGCACUGGAGGUGACCAGUAACAAGGGAGUAGAACCGGCAAUGGAGUGGCUACUGGCCCACGUGGAUGAUCCCAUACCAUCCCGUCCAAGUGCCGGGGAAUCCCCUGGUCCUGGAGCCCAGCCAGCUGCGGCUGUGGAUUCCUCGGCCGGAGCAGCGUCCAGUAGCACCAGUGGCGCCGGUGAAACUUCUGCUCCGGUAGCCAAGUCGCUGAAAUGCGACGAAUGUGGCAAAGUUCUUAGAGAUCACACCGAAGUGGAGUACCAUGCCGCCAAAACCGGUCACAGCCAAUUCUCCGAAUCGGAGGAGGAAAAGAAGGCUCUCACCGAAGAGGAGAAGAAGGCCCAGCUGGCCCUCAUCGAGGAGAAGCUCAAGCAGAAGCGCAUCGAACGCGAGGAGCGCGAAAAAACCGAAGCACUGCAGCGGGAGAAGAAUCGCAUCAAGUCCGGCAAGGACAUGACCGAGGCCAAGCGACGCAUGGAGGAGCUGGAGAUGAAGAAGAUCGUUGAGCAGCGCAAGCGCGAAAAGGAUGAGGAGAAGGCGGCCCGCGAUCGGGUGAGGGCUCAAAUCGAGGCGGACAAGGCAGCACGGAAGGCUAGAGAACAAAAGGAAUUGGGUAACACAGAGCCAGCUCCAUCCGUGAGCUCCACCACAGUCUCAUCGCCACCGGCUGGUGUGAAAUCUCCGCCGCGAGACUACACCGAAACCCGCAUCCAGGUGCGCCUGCAGGACGGCUCAACGCUCCAGGAAACUUUCAACGUCAAGGAGCAGCUGUCCGCCGUGCGUGUUUUCAUCCAGAUGAAGACUGGCAUCGAGUCGCCCUUCUCCCUGAUGACCACCUUUCCGCGCAAACUGUUCGCCGAGGACGAUUACGAGAAGCCGCUGGAAGUGCUGGGCUUGGUUCCAUCCGCCGUCAUCACCAUGACCAAGACGCCCGCAUAAAUCUGCCCUUCAAACUGGGAAUAGGAAAUCUGGAAAUCUCCUACAAACUAUGCAGAAUGUUUAGAACUUAAAUAUAAAAGAAACGCGGCGCGAUAUUCCCCUCCCAAAAAAAGGUAAACAUUUAAUGUACGAUUUUUUAUAUAUAUUAAACGCAAAAAACUAAAAAACGUAAA